GAAGAGGCGGCGGCCGGUCCGGCUGCCUCCGCCGCUGCCUGCCGCUGUCAUGUCCCGCCCGGGCUAGGGACGAGGGCAGCGAGAGCGCCGAGCCGAGUGCGGUGCUGGGGACCUCUGGCCGGCGGCGGAGGGAAGGGGAGCGGCUUCCUUUGGGAGUUCGAGCCCAGGUUCGUCCUCGCCAGCCCCGGCCCGGCACCCCGCUCGCCGCCACACACCGUGCUGUCCUCCUGCUCCUUCCCGCAAUCAUCCCCUCUUGCCUCGUAGCCUUUCUAGCGCUUCACAUUCACGUAACUAAUCGCCUGCCUGGUUUUAAGGAGAGGGAUGCGCGCUGUGGAGUUCUUCCCUUAAUUCCAGUCGCAGUUAGCAAUUGGCUGCUUGGAACCCAAAAUGAAAACAAAGUUUUAUGCACUUUUCAGUCAGCACCUUAGGAAAGCCAUGCAGUCAGGAGAGACUGAGAGAGAGCGAGUGCUUCUCACUGAUAACUGCAAGUUUAUGUGAAUUUUUGCCUUCUUCAUAAUAUCAGAAAGUGUUUAAAAGCAUAACUACACACAAUUAUUGAAGCUGGAACCACUGUUGAGGUUCUUUGGAAUACUUUCCUUUACGCAAGCAAAUGUGUGUAAUAUCAGCAAGGCUGUUCAUGAAUACGUAUUUGGGGAGUGCAUUUGCUUCCAUCUAACGGCUUUCCACAUUAGUUCUUUUUUUCUGUUUAAGUACUCUAGCUUAACUUAAUGACUUAAUGUUACUUGAGUAUGUUUUUAAAUUGGAUAUCGAGUGUUAGAGCUGCUGAGUGGGACUUUUUUAUCUGAAGUCUGAGAGUUGUGUCAACCUUCCAUUUCAGUUAUUCAAACAUAAAAUGAGUUAGAACAGCAAUUAGAAACAAGAAUUGUGAGCAUAUGUGUAUGUAUGGGUAAAUAUAUACUAGAUAAAGAGAGCUGUCAGUUCUUGAAAGGCUGCGGGAUCAGGAUGUAAGAGCCAACAGGAGAAAUACCCAACAUGUAAUGUAUUUAUUGUAAUUGUAUUAGUAUUAUCAGCUAUGCUGAGUGAUCCACGAGGCCGUAAUAUGAAUUGCAUGUGAAUAACAAGCAUUUGGGGCCUGAAUGUUUCCUUAUGGCAUGGUAUUACGAUCUUGCACAAUAUUGUCUUGAGCAAGCUAAAUGGACAAAGUUUAUAUUAAUUGCCUGCAUGUAAGCAAUAUAUGCUUAGCACAAUUACUGAAAAAUUAGUUAGAUGCUUUAAGACUCAGAAGUGUUAGUGUAUUCAAGUGUCUCUUUGAAGUCUAGAAGCAAUGCACUGAGAAAUACUGCUUUCAUUUUUUUAACAAGAAGAUUGAAGAUUUGUUGAUAUUUUCUUGAUUCUCUAAAGAAGUUCUUCUGUGGGAGUAAUUCUUAAUAUUUUUUUUUCUGCUGCUCGUAAGCUAAAGAUUGCAACAGAGCACUAAUGUGUAACAACUAGAGGAGGAAACUAGAAGUGAAAGAGCAAUAUCCCAGUAAUUUUAUUUUCUCCAUCCUGAAAGCUAUAAGCAAGUGAACGUUAAAGAACAACAUUGUAUUUCAGUAGUUUUCAUUGCAGAACAUUGACUUUGCAGUCCAGAGUAUUCACAUCUAUAAAACCUGUUGAAUCUUACGUUAGCCUUUCCAACAGCUGAAAAAAUGCACUUAAAUCAAGAAAAAGUACUGUUAUUAUUUUAUGAAUAUCCUGUUGGGUAUUGACCACAGAAGUAUCGCAAUGACUGAUUGAUUAUUGUCAUCUAUUAGAAACACUUUGUUAUGUCCAGUAUAUUUUACUCUAUAUUUCCUGAGAUUCUGCCAUGUUUGUUCUUUCUUUCUAGAUGAAGUGCUAAGAGUUGAGCUAGUUUUAAUAAAAGAUCUCACCUGUGAGGCUUAACUAACCUGAAGUGAGUCUCAGUCUUUAUUUUGCUGUUAGUAGGAAGUUGAUUUAUAAGCUAAGUUAGCCAUGUACCAGUGAAAAACUAGGCUAGUUACCAUACAAAUCAUGAUAAACAGAAUCAGAAAUUACAUGUCAGUCUCUUUGAUUUGUAAAGUACAAUUUACAUGUUUGCAGAAUCUGAAAUCUUUAAGGAUAACUUCAAGGAUGCUUUGAACAGUCUUUUCUGUAUUUUCUGAAACUUUGUUUCAGUAAUUUGGAUAGUUGUUCCAAGUACUCUAUAUUGCUAGAGAGAAAAUGGUACCUGUUCCUUGUAAACAUGAGGAGGGAAUGCCAGCUGAAACAGCUGAAUUUGUAAGACAGUUGGUAGUUUGCUCUAGUUACUCUACUGAGAAUUCUGACCUUGCAUGUGAAAGAAUUUAUGCAAUCUUAAUUGUUUCUGUGAUGUAACUUAGUAUGUUGUAGAAGAUCUGUCUCAUAUUAGGCUUUUUUGAUAGUUGGCUCUUUAUCAUCUGAAGAUCAUGACUUUGACCCUUCUGCUGAAAUGCUGGUACAUGAUUAUGAUGAUGAGCGAACUCUUGAAGAAGAGGAAAUGAUGGAAGAAAGUAAAAAUUUUGGUUCUGAAAUUGAAGAUUUAGAAAAGGAAGGAAACAUGCCGUUGGAGGAUUUGCUGGCAUUCUAUGGCUAUGAACCGACAAUUCCAGUUAUGGCAGGUUCCAGUGCGGAUAGCUCUCCGAGUGAACUUGCAGAUGAACUUCCAGAUAUGACUCUAGAUAAAGAAGAAAUAGCUAAAGACCUCUUGUCGGGUGAUGAUGAAGAAACACAGUCCUCUGCUGAUGACUUGACACCGUCGGUUACUUCACAUGAGGCUACAGACUUCUUUCCUCGGCCAUUGCGGUCAAACACUACAUGUGAUGGAGAUAAAGAAUCAGAUGGUGAAGAUGUAGAAGCAGACAACGGUAACUCAUCUGAAGAUCUGAGAAAGGAAAUAAUGGUUGGUUCACAGUAUCAAGCUGAAAUUCCACCUUACCUUGGCAAACACAGUGAUAAUGAAAAAGUGUAUGAAAAUGAAGACCAUUUACUUUGGAAACCUGACGUGAUCUCAGAAAGUAGAGUUAAAGAAUACCUUUUUGAAACCUCUUUAAGAACAGGAAACGGAAAAUUAAUUGGCAGAAUUCCUGAAGGGCUACAUACACGGGACAAUGAACAAGCACUGUAUGAACUUCUCAAGAGUAGCCAUAACGUUAAAGAAGCAAUUGAGAGAUACUGUUCAAAUGGAAAGGCACAUCAGGAAGAGAUGACAGCAUGGACAGAAGAAGAAUGCAGAAGUUUUGAACAUGCACUUCUCAUUUAUGGUAAAGACUUUCAUCUCAUCCAAAAAAACAAGGUAAGAACCAGAACAGUUGCUGAGUGUGUGGCUUUCUAUUACAUGUGGAAAAAGUCAGAACGUUACGAUUACUUUGCUCAGCAAACAAGAUUUGGAAAGAAGAGAUAUAAUCAUCAUCCAGGAGUUACAGACUACAUGGAUCGUUUGGUAGAUGAAGCAGAAGCCCUUGGUGGAGCAGUGCAUUCUUCAGCCUUAACAUCUAAUAGUCGAACAGAAACCAUUCCUGAUCAACAGCUAAGCAUUCUGAACUCCAUCACUGCCAAUGAGCUGACAGCAUUGACAAAUAGUGUAGCAACAGUCUGCCACACUUCAGAUGAGAACUGCCUGGAAGAUGCUUUUCCCCCUAUGGACAGCUUACCCCGAGCACCAGUUAAUCAUGUGCCUGUUGGAACAGAAGAAUUGCUUAACUUGCCAAGCAACGGUGAAAGUGAUUGUUUUAAUUUAUUUGAGACUGGCUUUUAUCAUUCAGAGCUAAACCCGAUGAACAUGUGCAGUGAAGAGACAGAAAGACCUGCAAAGAGAUUGAAAAUGGGAAUUCCUGUCCCAGAAUCUUUCAUGAACGAUGUCUCUGUAAAUAACCUUGGUGUGGACUUUGAGAACCACACGCAUCAUAUUACCAGUGCCAAAAUGGCUGUUUCGGUGGCUGACUUCAGCAGUCUAUCUUCAAAUGAGACAAACGGUUUCAUCAACACCCACACUCUUCACCAACACACCGCCCUUCAUUCAGAAUGACUGUGGAAAAUGGAACAAACAGUGGGUACAUUAUGCAGUAGUAGUAAACUUGAUGGGAGCUAUCAGGUUUGCUUAGUCUUUCACUGGAAGUUUGAACUUUAUGACAUCAGUGAUGUCUUUGUAUGUAUAGAACUAUAUCUUGAUUUAUCAAGAGUAAUUUCUUUUUUCAGUCCAUAAAUGUGGAAAUGUUGUAUGAUGUUUGGCAGAGUUUGCGACUAAGAGAACUCUGUGGUGCAGCUUUAAGCUCUGCUUCAAUUUUUUUUUAAAGCCUGUAGACAGAGGCCACCAAUUCAAAACCAGCACAGAAGUUCUGAACUGAUUGGAGUGGCUUUUUAGCCUAAGUUACUUUUGCUGUAACAAAUACAGUGGAAUAACAAUGUUUACAGGUACCUAUCCUGAUCCCUGUGCAAUGUAGCAUUUUUUUUUCUUAUAAAGGCAGGGAUAGGCUUCUUUAAUUUAAACUGCACAAACACACAAGGAUGUUUUUUAAAUGGAACCUUCUCUCAUGUGAUACUAAACUAGAGCACUUCCGUUUACAAAACAGCAAGUUCAUCUUGGUGGAAGCUAGCACAAGGAACUGACCAUGAGUAAAGUGUGGAGACCUACACUUGGACGCUGUUGCAAAAGUACAGGCCAGGGCUACCGUACAAAAGUAAUUGUACUGCCAGAAGUUGUGUGUGUACUUUAAACUUAUUGGCUUAAACAGAUUGAGUUUUAGGCUGUUGUGUUCUGGUGGGUUUUGUCCACAUCUUGGAAGAAAGGUGUAAUUAUGUAACUUUCCUAAGGCAGCUGAUGUUGCAUAAUGCUGCAGUCUGCAGGCUUAGGAUUUACCACUCAACAGUCUAUGUUUUGGAAGACAAAUUAUUUGGACCACUGCAGUUCAAAGUGUUAGAGGGACUGUCUAGUUUAUGUAGAAGUAGUAGAACCUUGAAGUAUAUAUUUAAAAGCCUUUCUUUUGUGUGGAUUGCACUUGUUUGUUUUGGCAAGGUCAUGGGCUGAAAAAAGGCCCUUUGCUACUCUGGUCAAAUAGGAAAGGAUGAGGAAAAAUGUUUCACAUAAAAGCAGCUGUUUUACUUCAGUAAUUUUUUUUGUUUUGAUCAUGGAAUGUGAUUCAACCAUCCAGAAAUUUUGUCUUGCAACGGCUUGUUCUAGUUCUUGAGGUAGAGUUGAACCAAACCAAGUAUUGUCUUGUAAGAUACUUUGUAGCAUAAAACAUGCAGUUUUUAAUGAAGCUGGGAAGGUUAUUUCAGUAAGAUGACUGCUUUUCCUCUUGUUACAAAUUUAAUUGCCACUAACUUGUUUUCAUUAUUCAAGUGGUUAAGUUUGCCUUGUUGAUAUUUGAAAUAGUUGCUUCAAGGUCAUGCUGAGUAACUAGAAAGUAGUGACUUUAAUAUUUGAAAGGGAAGAGGGUAUUUAUUAUGCAUACUGUGAACUGCAUUGACAUCCUGAGUUGUGGAUGCAGAGUAUGGAGUUUUCUUUACAGCAUUGUAAUGAAGAUUGCUUUGAAGUGUUUACACAAUAGCACAUUUACCAUAUUAAAAACAAAUUAGUUUAGCACAGUGGACAAAAGUAUAGAUAAUUUUGUAAUGAGUUUUUAACUUACACAUCUGAAGUAUGUAAUACUGGUAAGUACACAGUAAAUAACAGGUAGCCUUGGCCCUGUGUUGUACUCUGACAUUUUUUAGCCAAGUUGUCAGCUUCUUGUUGCUGUGUUUUGUGCUGAACUUUGUACUUUGUUUCUUUUGUUGAUGAAUCAACAUAUUUUAUGUAAUUUUGUAAAAUACUGCCCAUAAUCCUUUGUUGUUAUACAUUCAAGUUUUAUGUAUGGGUUUACAGUGAGUGGCCGGUGUGUAUAAAAAUCAUUAUAGAGAGGUGACUGAAUGCUUAUACCAGUUGCACUUAAAUGAACAUGCCCAUUCUCAUUAGCUGAUGCAGUAAUAUAUUCAGUUUAUCUAUGCAUUGCUGGGAUCUUAAUGUAGACAGAGACUUGUCUAAGGUUUGGAUUGUCAGCAAGUUGAAUGGACACUUUAGUUAUUUAAAUAAAGACUUUUGACCAAAAUUCAGAGAAUGAUAUGAGAGAAAAAUGAAUUCCAGCUAGUCUAAUAGGUUUUUAAAUGCUGAUCUUUUGUAGCCUGUUGGCUAGCUAGCUGGUGUCGUUUACUUUUAAUUCCUUGUUAAAAUGAGGCAAUAAUUUGCAAGAUUUUGUAAAUAUGUAAAUUCUUCAUAUCUUUUUAGAUAUCUAUUUCAAUAUUUUCUGACUACUUCUGUGUAUAGGAAAAUUUUUGUGCAUGCUUGAUGUGACAUUCAUAAAUUUGUACCACUAUGACUUUAUCCAUGUAAAAUAGCUAUUUAUUGAAUUUUUCUUUUAAAAGCUGGACUUACUUAUUUUUCUCUCAGUUUAAACAUUUAAAUGGAGAACUUGUUACUGUUUAUUAAAAGAAUUGUGUUUUGAAAGUCAGCAUGAAGAUAACUGAAUUGCAAGCAUGGGAAGAAGUUACAUUGCCUUGGUUCUUGGAUGGUGGAGCACAAUUCUUGUAACAAACUGUGAUAAAUUCUUUGUCUUUGCCACACUUUUUCUUCAUACAAACAAACAAACCAAAAAUCCAUAAUGGGCAAUUGCAGUGUUGGUAAAUGUAUCCUUCUUACAUACAGGGAGCCUGACGAGGAUAGCUGAUUCAUUUAGAAGUGUAACUGGUGCUGUGAUUAUAGCAAUACCUUUACUUUUGUUAGUCAUGCAUCAUCUUCUCAUGAUAGAUUUUAAAAUGUUUUCCUCUUGUCAUGGUCAAACUGCUGAAUUUACUUGAAGGAUGUACAAUACUGUUUGAAGAAUACUAAAUUGUGUACAAUUAGGUUCAAUGAAUUGUGCAGUUGUUUUCUGUUCUUAAUUUUUAAACCUGAGGGUCAAAAAUGUGUGAAAAAAUCAGAUUCAGUAGAACAUAAGGAUAGUAUGUAAUUUAACCAAAGUCUCUAGUGAAUACUUUAACUUUGAAUGUAAACUAAUGGAUAAACUGACCAACGGGGUCACUGCUUGCCCAGCUUUACAAGCACAUUGCCUACAGAUCAAGAAACUAAAUACAAUAUAAUUUAUAAAAUAAUUACCAGGUUACUAUUUUUUUCUUUAAUUCCUGUUUUUCACUGAAAAAGAAGGGAAAUACUAUCAGUUGUAAAAUACAGUAUGGUUGUAGUCCUCUUAAUGAAGCAAAGAUCCCAGUUACUCUCAAAGGAGCCUAACAAUAAACUUUAGUGACAAUCGGAACACACUGUAGUACCAGUCAGAUGCUCAAGAGGAAGUUGCUAUCGUUGCAUUGGUUUUAAUAUUUGUACAUAAACACUGAUUUUUUUGAGCAUUAUUUUGUAUUUGUUGUAUUUUAAUACCUGGUGUACAGUUCCAGAAAUAAAUGUCUGGAAACCUUU
This is a messenger RNA of Numida meleagris (helmeted guineafowl), 7417 nucleotides long. It is a transcript of the gene MIER3, whose product is annotated as MIER family member 3. Gene Ontology annotation, molecular function: histone deacetylase binding; transcription corepressor activity. Gene Ontology annotation, cellular component: nucleoplasm. Lineage: Eukaryota; Metazoa; Chordata; Aves; Galliformes; Numididae. The transcript is spliced from 12 exons. Gene Ontology annotation, biological process: negative regulation of transcription by RNA polymerase II. The record is from RefSeq and is a predicted model, not a curated record. The coding region runs from base 2429 to 4003 and encodes 524 amino acids.